AUGCAAUCUUGUCUGUCGUUCCUCAGAGGUUUCUCGUUGUCUUCUUCUGCACUGGCGCUGCUCUCACUUGCCGCUUUUCGAGGUUUUCCGAAGCUCGCCUUGAUUGCUGACGCAGAGCGUUCUCGCGAAGCCGCGUCUGUCGCUCCUCUACCCCUUCUGGAUCCCGUCUUCUUCGCUGAAGCCGAGCGUUUUCUUGGAGCCUUGUUUGGCGCUCCUCGACAUCCUCCGAUUCUCGCCUAG
This is a messenger RNA of Haemonchus placei, 240 nucleotides long. The record is from the annotation of a GenBank genome assembly. NCBI's taxonomy places the organism in Eukaryota, Metazoa, Nematoda, Chromadorea, Rhabditida, Trichostrongylidae.